AUGGGGCAAGGGAAUGAUGAAGACGAUGCCAACCAAUGUAAUGGUUCUGAGGGCCUGCCUCCAACUUCAUCAUCAAGCAAACUAAUGAAAAUUGAAGCAGAGAAUGGUCAACUUCCUUGGGAUGUGCUUGAUUUCAUUUCCAAGAAACUAGAUUUUGAUGACAUCUUUCAAAUUGCUGGAGUGUGCAAGAACUGGAGGACAUUUCAUAAAUUUUACUUGAGAAAUUUUAAAUCGUCCCAAGCACCAUUACUUGUUCUAACUUCUUCAUAUACUAAGAAAGCUUAUUUUUUCUUUAGCAUAUCUGAACAAAAAGUUUAUCACCCGAAGCUAGAUUGCUUCAGGGGCUUAUCCUAUUCAGGGUCAUCUAGUGGUUAUUUAGUUAUGGCAGGUGCUUAUAAACUUCUGCUAAUGAAUCCUUUUACAAGAAGAAAGAAGAAGGUAAUCAAUACAUUGGCCAUUCGACAUAAUUUAGGUUAUAUGUGUUGCCAGCCCUUACUUGCUUUUGCCAAAGGUUCUGAAGAAUUUAUCAUAGUGGUUUUGUGUAAACAUUAUAAUAGUUUGCAUAUCUAUCAAUCUCGACAUUCUUGUUGGGUUACUUAUUCAACAAUGGGAUAUCCAUGGAAGGUUGUAGACUUUGUGGUUUUGAAUAAUACUCUGUAUGCUAUCACUGAGGAGGCCAAGAUAGGGGUAUUGAGCCUGAAUUCUGCAAGUUUGAGAUUUCUAGAACUGAAGAAUACUCCCAAUGUAACAUCCUCAAGGCUUAACUUGGUUAGUAAUAAUGGUCAGCUUUUAGUGGUUCAUUUUGUACCUAAGGUAAUAUUGCAUGUGUACAAGAUAGACUUGUCAGCCAUGGAAUGGAUCAAGUUGGAAACUUUGGGUGACCUUGCAUUGUUUUAUGCUAAUGGCAGAAGCUGCUAUGCAUUGAGCUACCCUUGUAGGUGGGGUUAUGAAAGAAACUCUCUGUAUUGCAUUUCACCUUCAUUAGAGAAAUGCCAAGUAUAUUCACUGAAUAGUAAACUGAAAAGAUGCAUUGUACCUAGUGGACUUCGUGCUCCUCCUAGAUCAAGAUUCUAUUGGUUGGAUUGGUGUUUUCAACAUGUACAUGAGGAGGUUGAUUAUUCUCUGGUUGAGUAA
Gastrolobium bilobum is the source of this 1134-nucleotide messenger RNA. RefSeq lists its product as uncharacterized. Lineage: Eukaryota; Viridiplantae; Streptophyta; Magnoliopsida; Fabales; Fabaceae. The coding region runs from base 1 to 1134 and encodes 377 amino acids. The record is from RefSeq and is a predicted model, not a curated record. Gene Ontology annotation, molecular function: protein binding. The transcript is spliced from 2 exons.